This is a messenger RNA of Salvia miltiorrhiza (redroot sage), 1362 nucleotides long. Its product is annotated as GDSL esterase/lipase LIP-4-like. Lineage: Eukaryota; Viridiplantae; Streptophyta; Magnoliopsida; Lamiales; Lamiaceae. Bases 124 to 1194 code for a protein of 356 amino acids. The record is from RefSeq and is a predicted model, not a curated record. The transcript is spliced from 5 exons. Gene Ontology annotation, molecular function: hydrolase activity, acting on ester bonds.
AUUAGCAUCCCAUGGUAUAUUUUAUUAAUUCGCCCAUUUUUAUAAAGAGAUAGUAUAGUUGCUGCAUAUAUAUAUAACAAAGUCAUUCAUCUGAUCCAUGGUGAUGCCUAACAACAUCAAGACAUGGGUUGUUAUUGCAACUACAAGAGAUGUGUUUUCUCCCUUAUGUUAAGGUUGUGUCUUAUUCCUUUGGUUGCAUCUAAAGAAGCCGUGAUUUUCAACUUGGGCGACUCAAACUCCGACACGGGCGGAUUUGCUGCCGCAAAUGGCUUCAACUUCGGAUACCCUUACGGCCGCGCCUUCUUCCAUCAGCCCACGGGUCGACUCUCUGAUGGUGAGAAUCUGCACACAAGUUAUCUAAAAGCUUACCUAAACCCACUAGAACCCGAUGUCUCAGUCUCAAAGGGAGUGAAUUUCGCGGUGAGUGGAUCAUCCAUUCUCCCCUCAAAUGCUCUUUUCAAUUUAGGCGUUCAAAUCAAUCAGUUCUCUCUCUUUCACAAUCGCUCUCUCCAACUUCGCUCUAAAGGUCGAAAAGAUGUGUUGGACAAGAAGGAUUUCAAGAAUGCAAUCUACAUAUUCGACAUUGGGCAGAAUGAUUUGACCAUUGCACUUACAUUUAAUCCCCUUCCCUACGAUCAAGUUGUUGAGAACAUCCCUUCUUUCAUUUCUGGAAUAAAGGAUGCUAUGUGGGCCAUAUACAAACUCGGUGGAAGGAAUUUUUGGGUGCAUAACACGGGACCAUUAGGUUGUCUACCCCAACAACUAGGGAUACGAAGGCCAAACAUCACACAAGUUGACGAGUUGGGCUGCAUUAGCAUUUUAAAUGAAGCUGCAACACUCUUCAACUCCAACUUAAACCAUCUCUGUCAACAACUACGUCUCCAGAUGAAGCAUUCCACCAUUGUCUAUGUUGAUGUCUACUCCAUCAAGCACAGUCUUGUUGCAAAUUCUUCGUCUUAUGGUUUGAAGAAAGCACUAAUGGCGUGUUGCGGACAUGGCGGGCCGCCUUACAACUACGAUCCUAAGAUUCGAUGUCUGGUGGUUAGUGGCUACAGUGUGUGUGAAAAGGGGGAUCCACACAUAAGCUGGGAUGGAAUUCAUUAUACCGAAGCAGCCAAUAAGAUUGUUGCAUCUCUAAUUCUCUCCAAAAAAUAUUCAACUCCUCCUCUUGGAUUUGACUUCUUUUUACAAUAAUUACGUACUGCUUAUUUAUUUAACAUGAAUGAUGAAUCUAGCUAAUUAAGAAUGUAUUCUUCAAUACUGAUCAUGCAUUCAAACUUUAUUGAUUCAGCGUUUAUGGUAUAUGUGUAUGUUUAUAUAUUACCCUUCCGAAUUGCAAGAAACAAGGGUUCUUUUUUUUUU